AGCCUUCCUCCCUGGAUGUGCAGGUGCUGGGCUACUCUGGAUUUUGCUGCAAAAGAAGAUCUAAGAACCUUUUUGAAGUUACCACCACAAGAAGCAAUCAUGCCUGGGGAAGGAGGGAAAACCGAUAUGGAGAGGAUCGGCCUCUUCAGUGAGAUGGAAUACAUUACCGUGGGAGAUAAAUAUGUGUCACCAUUUAAUCGACCCUUUAAUGAGGCUGCAAGCAAAAAUAGACAGAUGCUACCUGGGGGAUCGAAGGAAAUGUCCAGUCUCCAAGCAGGGUACUUUGACUCCCAGUUUACAAGGAUUUUUGAGGGGGAAGGCUAUGUGAAUCUGAAUCAAGUGAGAAGACGGUAUAUGAUGGCAGAAUCCAAAAAAAAUCUAGGCAAAGCCUUCAUCCCUAGUAGUGGAGAGAAAAAGCCAAGUGGAUUAGGAAGCUAUUAUGGAACAGUUGGUGGGCCUGUCCCAUUCUUCAGUGCACAGUUACGACCCAGGGACAAAUAUAAACCACCUGGGAAGAAUUUAUAUACCAACCCAGGGAAAAAAGGAACUGGAUAUGGCUAUGCCAAUGUUACCAUAGGCAAGCAGCUUUCACACUCUUCUGACUUAUACGAUGCAGCGAAACUGAAUUAUAAGAAAGAUAAUGAAGAACACCACCGGCUACUCAAAGGGUCACCUUUCAAGUUGAACCUUCACCCUAAGGACUAUUUUGAUAGUAACCCCUAUUUUCUAGAGACUCCUUUACCUCCAAUUAAAAGAGAAGAAAAGAAGGAAAACCUCUUAAAGCCUUUUAAGCCAUCCUCUCCUGGUAAAAAGGCUGGUGGCAUGAAGGCAGGGACAUUUGAACCUUACCCAUCACACUCAGCCGACCCUUACGUGGUCAAAGUGGGAAAGGUGAUUCCUGGGAAGGGGGAGAAGGUUUUCCAUCCACCAAAUGGACCAAAAAGCAGACCCAUGGAAAGCAUAAUGGCAUUAAAUGUCAAAAGGGCACUGAAUGUCAAGAACUACAAGACUGCCUCGGCAGACACACUGGGAAAGCAGUUAGUUUUUUAGCUCAUCUCAGUAACUCACUGGAAUACACAAUGUUAUGGAAUGCAUGAUUCCAUAGCAUUUAAAGGAAAUUUAUACAUGAGGCUCAACUGUAACAGUCUUCCUGAUUUUAAUGCUGUUUAAUAAAUAGUGUUGGCGA
Messenger RNA from Phodopus roborovskii (desert hamster), 1186 nucleotides. RefSeq names its product chromosome unknown C4orf47 homolog (gene Cfap96). Gene Ontology annotation, cellular component: centrosome. The coding region runs from base 16 to 1050 and encodes 344 amino acids. The record is from RefSeq and is a predicted model, not a curated record. The transcript is spliced from 8 exons. Lineage: Eukaryota; Metazoa; Chordata; Mammalia; Rodentia; Cricetidae.